CACCCAUCAGAGACACUUCCACAUAUCUGCAAUGAACAAGAUGCCGACUCAACCAACAAUCCCAAGUACCCUUGAGGAUGACGAUGUCUCGGGUAGGACGCGACCGAAGAAGAAAGAGCUCAUGUAAAUGAUGGAAAACCCUGAAAACUGCCUUCGCGCCAAACCGGAGCCCACUUUCUUGAGCGUCCGCGCUAAACCGAAGUCCACUUUCCGGUUCCUCGACCUUCCAGCCGAGCUGCGCGUACUCAUCUACAAACACGCGCUUGAAUUCCGCAGCUUGCACGUGGAGGGUUGGUUCAUUUCGGAUCCGAGAAAUCAUAUCUGCAUCAAGAGUCCGACAGAGAACAAAUCUGGCUGGGUCGACGUAGACGCACACUUGUCGCUUUCAGCCCCUUGUUGUGGCUGGGACAACGCCAAUAAAGCCCACAGGGCAGAUGACAUCCGGAGCCUGGGACUCAGUCUUCUCCGCACCUGCAAACAGAUCUACAACGAAGCCAAACUCAUUCCAUACAGUCAUAACGUCUUCAUCUUUUCUCAUAUCGACGUGCUGAACACUUUCCUGGAAAGCCGCACUACGUCACAAAUAUCCGCUAUCUGGCACCUCACCGUCGUGCACUAUUUGACUUUCGAUGCCCACGAUCAUUCUCUUUCCCGUUUUUUGGUUGGUGAGCCUCAAAGGCAGAUGCUGAAGGACUUGCUCCAUGUGCCUCAUAUGCCUUGGCGCAAACGCAAAAUAAGUUCGGUCAAUAAACUUGUUGGACUGAAGACCCUUCACCUGGUGAACAUGAUCCUCAGCACUCCAGACUGGUUUAUAUCCUACCACAAAUCUCGCAGGCCUGAACCCAGUUAUAUGUUAUGUCGUGCUAUCAAGGACGACUUAUGGACAGGCAACAAAUCAGGAAUCAACGACAACAUGGUCUUUGAGAAUUUCUCAAGCCUUGCAUGUUUCCGCGCUGUUCAAGGCAAGAGGGUCCGAGCCUCUGUCGACGAUUCCAAUGUCCCUAGAUCUGUCCAAAGGGGCGAGGACUGGCAACACAAGUAUCGCUUGACGGAAGCAGACAAGACGAUGUACGUGCAACAGAUGGAGGCGUUUGUGUCGGAAGGUGCUGCUGGCGAUACUGAUUCGGCGGAUCAGUCCGAUGUUGCUAGUGAUAGUGGUUCUAGUUUAAGUAGUUGGUCGGAUUAAGUCUUGGGGGGUUUGGUUCUGUGAUGGACUUUUUUACUAUUAUCUUGUAGUUCGCGCUGGUUGGAAUGGAGCUUACAGGGGGGUUUUGUCACGCAUUUGACGUUUUCUGUCUUACGGCGGUUGGUGAGAACCAGAGUACUCCUACGAUCAACCAACCCUGCAGUCGCCUAGGAAGCAAUAGAUAUCCUAGCACGAGCAACACCAUGCC
Molecule: messenger RNA, 1394 nt
Organism: Aplosporella prunicola CBS 121167
Lineage: Eukaryota; Fungi; Ascomycota; Dothideomycetes; Botryosphaeriales; Aplosporellaceae
Exons: 2
Coding region: 131-1186 (351 amino acids)
Source: RefSeq, a predicted model, not a curated record